GGUAGGUACCUAGGCAGGUAAAUGGGUAGACAGAUACCUGGUAGGUAUGUAAGGUGGUUGAUUAUACUACCGGAACCAAGUUAGCUUGAUCAGACAUCGGCGACCUGUUGGGAGGGAGGCGAACUUGGUGGAGGUACAUAGUAUUUAUUCAUAUCCUCCAGUCCCCGCUCACCAAAUGUUUCGUAAACUGUCCCCGAGCACGGGUUCUAAAAUUUUCGGACGAUCCGUCUUUUCCCCCUCCAAAAUCUCCCGUUCUAAUACCCACCUAUCUACCUACCUUCCUGCCUAAGUAAUCAGUAUCGGCAUCCACUCGACAAGAUGAAUCGCAUAGCCCUUUGGACCGUUGCAUCAUUUCUUCUGGUACCCUUCACCGCACAUGCUUGUCUCCAAACAUGGCAUAUUUUGGCGGGGACCUCUUCUCCAACUGGAAAAUGGAGGAGCCGGGCUACUUACAUCCUGUCUGGGCUGCUGCUCAAGGUACAGUACGACCUCUUUGUCAAACUGACACUUGAGCUGCGGGCGCGGCGCCUGGGCUGCCUGCCAGCCAAGCUCUACCCGCACAAGGACCCUGUGCUCGGCUUGGACUAUUUUUUCAAGGCGUUGCGCGCGGCUGGCGCUGGGCAGUUCUUCCCGUUUGCGAGGGAGAACCUGAAGACUAUCGGGCACACGCAUUAUGCAAUGGCUCUAGGGACCUGGGUCCUGCACACGGACGAACCCGAGAACAUCAAGAGCAUCCUGGCAACCGAUUUCGACAGCUGGGAGAUAGCAGGCCCGAGGCUGCUCCCCGUGCUCGAUGUGCUGGGUCCCAAGAGCAUCUUCACCAGCAACGGGGAGGGAUGGCACCAAGCCCGUUCCAUGCUCCGGCCGAGCUUCGUACGUGAUCAAGUCGCCGACCUGGCUUGCUUCGACCGCCACAUCAGUCACCUGCUCAAGAAGAUCCGCAGCUCCUGCCAGGAGGGCAUGGUUGCCUUUGACCUCCAGAAGCUCUUCUUCCUCAUGACCAUGGACUCGAGCACCGACUUUCUGCUCGGCAGGAGUACUGAUCUCCUGGUGAAGGCCUCGCCCGAAGCCGAGGAUUUCCUCAGGGCCUUCGACUACGUCCUGUUCCAGGGCGCGAAGAUGGCACGGCUUGGUCCCAUCAUGAUGAAGCUGCCACACCGCAAGUUUGACGCGGAGGUCCAGACGGUAAGAAGCUUUGUCCGUAAAUACGUCUCCAAGGCCAUGGCCGAGAAGGGGUACCAGAAGGAGAGGAGCUAUCUGUUUCUCCACGAGCUCGUUGCAUCAGGGGCCAGUGUGGAGUACAUCACCGACCAGGUUCUGUCCAUUAUACUUGCAGGGCGGGAUACGACUGCUGCUGCGCUGGCUGCCGCCUUCUACUUCUUAUCAAAGUCACCCGACAUUGUAGACAAGCUGAGGCAGGAGAUGUUGGAGAUGGGAGAGGAGAACCCGGAUUGGGAGACGUUGAGAGGCAUGAAGUAUCUCCAAAAUGUGAUCAAAGAGGCUUUGCGCCUCGCGCCUCCCGUUGCCACCAAUUCCAGAACAUCAUGCAAGGAGACUACCCUGCCCCGUGGCGGUGGGCCCGAUGGAAAAUCGCCAGUCCUUAUCCCCAAGGGUACAUCGUGUCGAUGGAGUAACUAUUCUGCGUACCGACGGGCAGACAUCUAUGGCCCUGAUGCAGACGAGUUCCGGCCGGAGAGGUGGGAAGAUUUGAGGGUUGCUUGGGAAUACACUCCGUUCAGUGGGGGGCCGAGAAUCUGCAUUGGCCAGCAGUUUGCCCUGACGCAGAUGUCUUUGGCCAUAUUCAGGAUCUUACAAAACUUUGACAAGAUCAAGUCCAAGAACGAGGGCCCUAUGGGGAUGCGGGCGGGCGUUACUGUAUCGCUAGCUGAUCCGGGGUGCUUGGUGAGCAUGACACCGAUUGCCUAAUAUGAUACUUCUGUUAUAUUUUUCUUGAUAGCUUGUCCACCCGAUCCGAACAAUAUUCAAGAACAUCAUGAAAGAUCACAGCAUGUAUAUUAUAAGAUGCCCAGCUUGUCAGAGAAGCAGGACAAAGACAAGAACAAACGUUAACCCGACUUGACACCCCAUAUA
Molecule: messenger RNA, 2091 nt
Organism: Pyricularia oryzae 70-15
Lineage: Eukaryota; Fungi; Ascomycota; Sordariomycetes; Magnaporthales; Pyriculariaceae
Product: cytochrome P450 52E1
Exons: 4
Coding region: 319-1926 (535 amino acids)
Molecular function (GO): iron ion binding; oxidoreductase activity, acting on paired donors, with incorporation or reduction of molecular oxygen, reduced flavin or flavoprotein as one donor, and incorporation of one atom of oxygen; heme binding
Source: RefSeq, a predicted model, not a curated record